This is a messenger RNA of Triplophysa rosa, 5376 nucleotides long. Its product is annotated as mucin-2-like. The transcript has 12 exons. The record is from RefSeq and is a predicted model, not a curated record. NCBI's taxonomy places the organism in Eukaryota, Metazoa, Chordata, Actinopteri, Cypriniformes, Nemacheilidae. The coding region runs from base 464 to 4426 and encodes 1320 amino acids.
UGCAACAAUCACAAGCCCACCAGCAACAAUCACAAGCCCACCAGCAACAACCACAAACCCACCUGAAACAACCACAAGCCCACCAGCAACAAUCACAAGCCCACCAGCAACAACCACAAACCCACCUGAAACAACCACAAGCCCACCAGCAACAAUCACAAACCCACCUGAAACAACUACAAGCCCACCUGAAACAACCACAAGCACACCUGCAACAACUACAAACACAACUACAACCACACCACCGAUAACGACAACACCAAGCGCUGCAGUAGUAACAGUCCUUGUCACAUUUACCACCAAUGAAGUUUUUUAUUCUGCCUUAUCAAACCAAUCUACAGUAGAGUACAAAACUCGAUCAGAUAAAGUCAAACGUGAGUUUGAGCCAGCUUUUCGAUCUACAUUUUCAUUUUUCAUUGGAUUGACAGAUGUUCAGUUCAAGAGUGGAUCAAUCAUCACCUCAAUGGAUGCACAAUUUAACAGCACAAUGCAUAAUACAACUGAAGUUGAAUAUACAAUUAGAACUGCUGAAACAACUUUUAAUAUCACCAGUGUAAGUGCAUUUGUCAUAUCGACAACAACUGAGCCCACGACAACAACUCUAAUUACCACUACGACCACAACAACUACACCUGAGCCCACAACAACAACUCCAUCUCCCACUACGACCACAACAACUACACCUGAGCCCACGACAACAACUCCAUCUCCCACUACGACCACAACAACUACACCUGAGCCCACGACAACAACUCCAUCUCCCACUAUGACCACAACAACUACACCUGAGCCCACGACAAAAACUCCAUCUCCCACUACGACCAAAACAACUACACCUGAGCCCACAACAACAACUACACCUGAGCCCACGACAACAACUACACCUGAGCCCACAACAACAACUCCAAUUCCCACUACGACCACAACAACUACACCUGAGCCCACGACAACAACUCCAAUUCCCACUACGACCACAACAACUACACCUGAUCCCACGACAACAACUCCAUCUCCCACUACAACCACAAGCUCCCCCACAACAACAAUAUCUGAGCCCACGACAACAACUCCAUCUCUCACUACAACCACAAGCACCCCCACAACAAUUACAUCUGAGCCCACGACAACAACUCCGUCUCCCACUACAACCACAAGCUCUCCCACAACAACAACAUCUGAGCCCACGACAACAACUCCUUCUCUCACUACAACCACAAGCUCCCCCACAACAACUACAUCUGAGCCCACGACAACAACUCCGUCUCUCACUACAACCACAAGCUCUCCCACAACAACUACAUCUGAGCCCACGACAACAUCUCCAUCUCCCACUACAACCACAAGCUCACCCACAACAACAACAUCUGAGCCCACGACAACAACUCCGUCUCUCACUACAACCACAAGCUCCCCCACAACAACUACAUCUGAGCCCACGACAACAACUCCUUCUCUCACUACAAGCACAAGCUCCCCCACAACAAUUACAUCUGAGCCCACGACAACAACUCCAUCUCCCACUACAAGCACAAGCUCCCCCACAACAAUUACAUCUGAACACACAACAACAACUCCAUCUCCCACUACAAGCACAAGCUCCCCCACAACAAUUACAUCUGAACCCACGACAACAACUCCAUCUCCCACUACAACCACAAGCUCCCCCACAACAACUACAUCUGAGCCCACGACAACAACUCCAUCUCCCACUACAACCACAAGCUCCCCCACAACAACUACAUCUGAGCCCACGACAACAACUCCAUCUCCCACUACAACCACAAGCUCCCCCACAACAACUACAUCUGAGCCCACGACAACAACUCCAUCUCCCACUACAACCACAAGCUCCCCCACAACAACUACAUCUGAGCCCACGACAACAACUCCAUCUCCCACUACAACCACAAGCUCCCCCACAACAACUACAUCUGAGCCCACGACAACAACUCCAUCUCCCACUACAACCACAAGCUCCCCCACAACAACUACAUCUGAGCCCACGACAACAACUCCAUCUCCCACUACAACCACAAGCUCCCCCACAACAACUACAUCUGAGCCCACGACAACAACUCCAUCUCCCACUACAACCACAAGCUCCCCCACAACAACUACAUCUGAGCCCACGACAACAACUCCAUCUCCCACUACAACCACAAGCUCCCCCACAACAACUACAUCUGAGCCCACGACAACAACUCCAUCUCCCACUACAACCACAAGCUCCCCCACAACAACUACAUCUGAGCCCACGACAACAACUCCAUCUCCCACUACAACCACAAGCUCCCCCACAACAACUACAUCUGAGCCCACGACAACAACUCCAUCUCCCACUACAACCACAAGCUCCCCCACAACAACUACAUCUGAGCCCACGACAACAACUCCAUCUCCCACUACAACCACAAGCUCCCCCACAACAACUACAUCUGAGCCCACGACAACAACUCCAUCUCCCACUACAACCACAAGCUCCCCCACAACAACUACAUCUGAGCCCACGACAACAACUCCAUCUCCCACUACAACCACAAGCUCCCCCACAACAACUACAUCUGAGCCCACGACAACAACUCCAUCUCCCACUACAACCACAAGCUCCCCCACAACAACUACAUCUGAGCCCACGACAACAACUCCAUCUCCCACUACAACCACAAGCUCCCCCACAACAACUACAUCUGAGCCCACGACAACAACUCCAUCUCCCACUACAACCACAAGCUCCCCCACAACAACUACAUCUGAGCCCACGACAACAACUCCAUCUCCCACUACAACCACAAGCUUUCCAAAAACAACUACAUCUGAGCCCAGGACAACAACUUCAUCUCUCACUACAACCACAACCUUUCCAACAACAACUACAUCUGAGCCCAGGACAACAACUUCAUCUCUCACUACAACCACAAGCUCCUUCACAACAACUACAUCUGAGCCCAAGACAACAACUCCAUCUCUCACUACAACCACAAGCUCCCCCACAACAACUACAUCUGAGCCCACGACAACAACUCCAUCUCCCACUACAACCACAAGCUUUCCAACAACAACUACAUCUGAGCCCAGGACAACAACUUCAUCUCUCACUACAACCACAAGCUCCUUCACAACAACUACAUCUGAGCCCAUGACAACAACUUCAUCUCCCACCACAACCACAAGCUCCCCCACAACAACUACAUCUGAGCCCAUGACAACAACUUCAUCUUCCACAACUCAAACAACAACUGUAGGUUUGUCUACAACAACAAGCCCACCUUCAACUUUGAGCAAAUUUCAGCAUACAACAUCUAACAUAUCUCCGCCAACAACUAUGACCACAGCUCCGCCAACAACUAUGACCACAGCUCAACAAACAACUACAAGCACAGUUCCACCAACAGCUGUAAGCACAGCUCCACCAACAACCACAGCUGAACAAACAACUACGACCACAGUUCCACCCAAAACUACCACGACAAAACAUCCAACAACAACAAAAACCACACAACGGUCAACAACAAACACAAAACCUCCAACAACAACCACAAAACAUCCGACAACAACUACUACCCCAAAACGUCCAACGACAACAACAACUACUACCCCACCAGUUCCAACACGACCUCCACCGAAAGUAACCGUUCAGGCUGUGAUUUUAGUUGAAUAUAGUCCACAACUUGAAAACACACAAAGUCCUGAAUUUAAGAAGCUUGCAGGAACUAUUAUGCAGUGGUUGGAAGAACUCUAUAGAAGGAUCUAUGGAAUUCGUUUCUCGAGGAUCGUUGUUGUUGCCUUGAGACGUGUUGUCAGAACCCGGAUGUUAGCCAACGUGGAGGCGGAGAUUGAUGUAGUGUUCAAUGAAAACUCACCUCAAUCACUCCCCGACAACGCUGAGAUUGUGGAAGCGCUAAAAGUAGCAGCUAAAAAUGACACCUUCCAAGCAAACCUCCCCAUGCUUGAAAACUCCAUUACUGUGAUCAAAGAGCUGAAGAAAAUCCCUGUGACCUUCUUGACCAAUGGCACGUUUGUGCCAGAGCUCUUAUAUGCAGAAUCAAAUCCAUUUCAAGACAGGGCGUUUAUGAUAAAAGUUUGGCUUGAACCUUUCUUCAUCUCGGAUUAUCGGUCAUCAUUCAGCGUUUUAUAUCUAACCUACUUCAGUUCCUACUCAAGUGAUGUCAAAGCAGUCAUCGCCCCCACCAUCAAAAACGCCAUGAAUCUCAAUUUCGCAUCAAACACCGCUCUACCCAUUGACACCCAGAUCGUGGCCACUAUACUCCGAGCUGCCAACAGCAAUUCACUGCCCUUCAAAAUCUUCCCUUAUUCAAUUGUGGUCAAUGGCAUUGCGUACUCCUCAGCUGAAGUGAGCAGUCACACCAGCAUGCUGACAGCUUCCAUCCUGGUGGUUUUGUCUCUUCUGGUCACACGGUUUGACUGAUUGUAGUCCGACAUGUGCGCUGUGAUGUUUGUUAUUUUUUAGUUGUUUGUCCUUGAAUCUAAAUUAAAUGGGGAAAGGCCGUGCCUCUCCAACAUACCUGUCACUCUGGAAUAGAUAGGCCCCUCCUUUAAAACCCAACAGAACAAUGGCCAUCGUGAAAAAAAAGAUGUCUGAAGAACUAAUUUCUUCCUCUUGAAACCUGCAGAACAGCUUCGAAAAGAAAGACAGUCACGGGACAUGAAAAACACCCACAGAUCAGACGAUGUAGUGAUGAAACUGGACUGCACUUGUCAUUCAUCUGGACAGCAGAUCAUUUGUUAGUUAUGUGUUGAAGUCAUCAUGUGAUGGGGUCUACGGGGUUAAAGCACAUAUUGCACGUCUAUAUUGGGUCCUGCACUUUUCCGCCCUUUUGAAAUAGGAAUGUAAACAUGAGCAUUUCUUCUGAAUCCUUCAGUCAUGGCAAAUGGACGUUAAACCCAAUGGAAGUUUUUUUGUGCCAAAACCCGAAGCAUGAAAAUGUCAACCUAGGUGAGCUUUUGAGACAGUGCCACCUACAGGAAUGACGUUACACAUGACGAUACAAAAGACUUUCUCCCCCUAUAUUCUGGAUUGUGUCUGUUUUACAUAUGUGAUUGUUGAAUUUAGACAAAUAUCUCAGAGUUUCUCUAGUGUUUAUCUUUUUAUAUAAUAACCUCUUCAUCCAAAUGUAUUCUGUGUUAAUAUUGUUCACACUGGAUGUGGUUUUACAAUGUUAAGGGUUCUAUAGUACAGACCCUCAAGUAUUUAUUCUUUUUGUUUUAGGUUUAACAAUACAUUAACCUUAUUUUAAUAUAUGACAUUCUGUAACAUUGUAAAUAGAAAAUAUAUAGAGUAAUAUAUAAAUGCUUUCUCUUGACAACAUAUUUAAGCACAUGUUAUUGAUGUUAGCGCUUCAAACAAAUAAAAUACAU